Molecule: messenger RNA, 2046 nt
Organism: Plectropomus leopardus (leopard coralgrouper)
Lineage: Eukaryota; Metazoa; Chordata; Actinopteri; Perciformes; Serranidae
Product: N-acylethanolamine-hydrolyzing acid amidase-like
Biological process (GO): fatty acid metabolic process
Cellular component (GO): lysosome
Molecular function (GO): fatty acid amide hydrolase activity
Source: RefSeq, a predicted model, not a curated record
CGUUGUCGUCUGCAGACCACAGGCCAGUCUCCGCAGUCAGUACCAGCCUGCGGCUUCCUCGGGCUGGACCGGUCACGAUGGUGCGGGCUGCGAUGCUGCUGCUCGGAUGGCUCGGACUCGUUGUGUCGUGCCGGGCGCAGUUUGCUCCCCCGACCCUGAACAUCAGCCUGGACGAAGACCCAGAAGUGCGCUGGAUGCCUCUAACCAAAGUCUUUGACGUAGAGUAUCUGAAGAAAGCUGCUGCAGAGGUCAUUGACUCUACAGUUCCUAAAUGGGUGCAUAGAGCAGUUAUACCUAUUGUAACGGCCUUGGAAAAGUAUGUUCCUCAGCCUUAUGCGGGGGAGAUCCGCGGCCUGGCCACACACAUGGGAGGAAGCAUCGCAGAUGUCAUCAUUCUCAACUUUGCCUAUGAAAUAUCAGCAUUUUGCACUAGCAUCGUAGCUCAGGACAAAAAUGGGCACGUGUACCAUGGCAGGAACCUUGAUUAUCCGCAUCCUGUUCUGAGGAAUCUGACUAUCAACGUAAAUUUCCUCAAGAACGGAGAGGUGGCGUACAGUGGAACUUCAUUUGCUGGCUAUGUUGCCCUGUGGACGGGACAGAGUCCUAAAAAGUUUACCGUCUCUGGCGACCAGCGAGGCAGUGAACAUUGGUGGAACUGGUGGAAAAAUGUGGUUUCAGCCUUCCUUUUUCGGAGAUCCCCAGUCAGCUGGCUGGUGAGGGAGACACUGGAGGAAGCAGAAGACUUUCAGGAUGCAGUCAUGCGUCUCUCCAAAAUACCCAUCAUCACUGGGGUUUAUUACAUCGUGGGUGGGGUGCGAGCAGGGGAAGGGGCUGUCAUCACCAGAGACAGAACAGGUCCCGCUGAUAUCUGGCCGCUGGAUCCUGUGAACGGAGGAUGGUACAGAGUGGAGACGAACUUUGACCACUGGCUCCCUCCCCCCGCCAGGGAUCAUCGCAGAGAGGCAGCAAACAAUGCACUAAAUGCUACUGGCCAAGAUCACAUCAACAUGGAGACACUUUAUCAGGUUCUGUCGCUCUUUCCAGUGUGUAAUGGACAUACAGUGUAUACAACAGUAAUGAGUGCAGCAGCCCCAGAGAAGUACAACACCCUCGUCAGGCCACAGGGCUGCUCUCCGCUCUGAGAGGCCUCGAGGAGUCAACAACUCAAAGGCUUUUACUGCAGAAAUGCCCUGCGUGUCUUAACUUGACAACAUGGUUACGUACUGAUUCAUGAUCAUGAGGAGAUUGUAUUAUCAUACGAUUAGAAGGGAAUUGGGCUCAAGCAUUUUCAGGGUGACAAUGCUUUCUUUCCUCUAAUAACAAAAAAUGCAAUAAAUGUUGUCACCUUUUGUAUUUGCACUUCAUAUGUCAAGCUUUAUAAAAUUUUGGUUACCGCUGAAAUCUUCACUAUACCUGACAGUAGAACAUGAGACAGAAAAUCUCUCACGUACGUGUGAAAAAAUAAAGUGAAAACUCAUCUCCAGAUUUGCUGAUUUUGAAUGUUUGUGAUAAAUCUAAUGUGUUGAGAAAGUUUUUUACCGUAGUGUGUACCUCUGAUUGCUCAGUUCAGGGUUUUUUGUUUGUUUUGUUCAGUUUUUGUUUGUUUUUUUGCUGUUCAAAUUAUUUUUAAAUGUGGUCUUGAUCAGAUUGUAGUGUGCACUGGGGUGCAUACCAAGUCUCUUAGUUGGCAUUUCCUCACUCCCUGCUUGAACCAGAAGUUGUUCCAGAGUGUAUGGAUGGCACAGAAACAGUACAAGUGCCCCCAAAGGAAUGCACCAAAACACAUGCACACAUGACACAAAAGGGCGAUUUAUUAUUUUGGCCAUUAAUAAAUAUACGUGGCUGGUGGAUUUUUUCAUCUGCCAGUCCCUUCGGUGAAUCAUAAAAUGAAUUACGUCCAUUGACUGUGAUGAUAAAUGCAAUGUCGCAUUAUAGUCAUUGUCCAUGUGCUUCCUAAAUAUAGUGUGUGCAGCUAUUAAUAUGUCUCAUUGUAAAUGAUCAAACUUAAUGCCUCUUUGAUAAUAAAAAAAUGCUUUUAAUAAUAAA